Molecule: messenger RNA, 2433 nt
Organism: Adineta ricciae
Lineage: Eukaryota; Metazoa; Rotifera; Eurotatoria; Adinetida; Adinetidae
Source: the annotation of a GenBank genome assembly
AUGCCUAACAACAAAAUAAACACUUUUGAUUCUUCGACUGAUGUUUCUCAUUCAAAAAAAAUUGCAAAGAUUGAAAUACAGUCAUCUUGUUUAAACGCUCACAAAAGAAAAAUUACGUAUAUACUACUUGCUAGUGUAACUAUUGUCAUAAUUAUACUAAGCGUUACAAUUCCACUAGUGCUUCGUGCAAAAAAAACAAAAGAUAUGUCGUCUUUGACAAAUGUAGAAACAUCAACAUCAACAAUUAUGGAAACAUCAACGACAGUAGCAUCCUCAACGACAGUAGCAUCCUCAACGACAGUAGCAUCCUCAACGACAGUAGCAUCCUCAACGACAAGAGUUUAUUCAUCGGCCUUGACAUUCUCAUCUCCACUGUAUGUUCGUGCUGGAAUUCCUCGGUCAAAUGCUGGGUUUCAUUAUGAAGCUAUUCCACUUCUGGUAGAAAUAACUACUCAUUAUACGAUAUUUUCAAACAGUACAAUGGAUAUGCACGGAUACAUUUAUCAAGAUACUUUCAAUUCACUGUUUCCAUAUGAGAAUCUACUGCUAGAAGAUGCAGAUACUGCUGGAAAUGGACAAUUUCAAUUUGCACGACUUCUUCAUCGUUACACAAAAUAUAUCAUCGUUGUAACAACAUACGAAGCAGUUACGACAGGAACAUUUUCACUGACUGUGCGUGGGCCACCAUCGAUUCUUCUCUCUUUAGCUGAAACUAAUCCACCAGAUAAAAUUCAGUGGUUAUUCGACGGAGAUUUAAACGAUGUAUAUAGUCGUUACAAUGGACAACUGAAAAUAAAUGGGAAUAAUACUACUACAUGGAUAUCACCAGGUUAUGCGGGCUACGGAAGUGCUGCUUGUUUUUCAUCUACUAAUUAUAUGAUUGUUAAGAAAUAUAUUGAUUUGAGUUCGACUAAAUUAACCGUUUCUGCAUGGAUAUGGAUUCCAAAGGAUUUUUGGCUGUUAUAUUCUUUUCCUUUAUUUUCGUAUUGUACAGGAGUUGAACUGGACCUGUGUUUACAUAUGAUCGUGGUUGGAGGACUACUCCGUGUUAGUUUCCGCGGUAAUGAUCUAUCUGGAAAAAUUCUUCUGGAUGUCAAUCAAUGGCAUCAUGUUACCUAUUCCUAUGAUCCUUUGACAUUACAACAACGUAUUUACGUGAACGGAAUUUCUGAUGGAAUUCAAACGGCUAUCGUUGCAUUUCCACAAAUUACAGAUGUUAUAACUGUUGGUACGUCAUCGGUAAUUCCUUUCACAGUUCCUAAAAAUGGUUUUAUUGAUAAAUUAACAUUUGAAUCACGUGUUAAAAGCUCCGAAGAAAUUCUUGAUGAAGCAACUCUUGUUGCUUAUUAUCCAUUUGAUAAUUCAUAUGAUGAUGUUGGACCAAAUCGAAUGAUUAACAGUACAUUUCUUUCAACAACAUUUGACUCAGAUGGUCGAUUUGAUCAAUGUUUAUUAAUUAAUUCAACAAAUUUAUCUUACUUUCAAGCAACAGGUUUUCAUUAUCUAGCUCAAUCAGAUUAUCCAUUUUCAUUUUCAUUAUGGAUUUAUCCAUUUGUUAAUAGUGGGACUAUUCUCCAGGUCAGUUCCGGAACCAGAUCGUGUGUACCAACAAUUGGUUUCGAUUCGUCAGGUCGUCUAACAAUUCAAACAUCAGAUAACAUUGGUGUCUAUUCAAGUUCAUUUACUUCUGGAAUGAUCUCAUUAAACCAAUGGACUCAUAUAGUUAUGACUUAUUCCAAAACUAACGGUAUUCAACUAUUUGUUAAUGGACUAUUUUCAAGUGAAAAUAUUAAAUAUCGUACUUAUUCAGCAACAGGUUCAAGACAUACAAUCCUUGUAGGAACUAGUCUUUCACCAGACACUUGUUCUCAUGGGAAAACACGAAUUGUUCCAUCGCAAUUUCGAGGAAAGAUUGAUGAACUGAAAAUCUUUUCUCGUGAAUUAUCCUUCACUGAAAUCGCUCAACUAGCUCAAGUANGUACAUGGGUUCAGUUACGUGAUCGAUAUACAUUUCAGAUAUUUUACCAUUUCAACGCACAUUUUGAUAGUACGGGUAGAACUUCUCGACUAGAAAGUGCUCGUCUUAUUUUAAGUCAAACAAGGGCCAUAGUUGGAUCUUCAACACCAAUCAUACUGACAGGUGAUUUUAAUGCAUCUCCGCAGUCAGAUAGUUACCGUACUUUUAUUACAAAUGCAAUUCUUGAGGAUAGUAAAAAUAUUUCGGAGAGGUCACACUGUGGCCCAGAUAGUACUUUUUCAACGUUUACUGUUGGCCGUCAAAUGGGUAAACAAAUCGAUCAUAUAUUUGUAACAUCAAAAGAUUUCAAAGUAUUGCAACAUGGAACUUUAACAGAUUCAAAUGGAGGCUAUUAUCCAUCGGAUCAUCUACCUGUUCUAGCUGAAAUCAUGUUCAAAAAGAUCAUUUCUGGCUGA